AGGAAGAAAUCCAUCAAUCUAUGGAUAUUACAUAUGGUUAUAUGGGGAUGCGUGAAUAUCUUAUUUAUAAUUUUGAAAUUGUAAUUUAUAAUAAUAAGUAUUGUAAAUGAUAUAUUCUGUGCGAAUUAGUGUCUUCAGGUGAAAAUGGCAGUUAAAGUAGCUAUCAUAUCAGAAAUGUUAGUCAAAAGCCCCCUUCACUGCAGUGAGAAAAAGGGGAAGUGACGAAGAAAGGAAAGGCUCAUGCAUUCAUACAUGAGCAAUGGAGAGAGAAAAGAAAGAAAAAUGACAUCUUGUGAAAACCAAGAAUAAAAAUUUUGACAUUUCGGGUGUGUGGGCUUUGGGAUUUCAAUAUUAUAAUUAUCAUAGUUUGUCUUCACAUUCCUUGUCAGAGAACAGUGAAAACUCAUCAAAGUCUAGGACUUUUCAGGUCACCUUCUUCAAUCAAAGAGGACUCCUCUUUAUAUAUAUAUAUAUAUUUUUUUUUUUUUUUGUUCUUUUAAUUUGCCCCCACACCCCCCACCCAUUUUUUACCUGUUUAUGGAUCCCAAGGGCGCCAAGCAGCCUCCAGAGGAAGUAGCCAACUUGUUGAGCCUGCCACCCCAACCCCAACAGCAACAGCCUCAAAACAUGGGAGAGAAUAAAGAAGCAGAAAUCAAGGAUUUCCAGAUUGUGGUUGCAGAUAAAGGAGAAGGGAAGAAGCAACAGUUGGCCCCAAAGAGAAGUUCUAACAAAGACAGGCACACCAAAGUUGAAGGAAGAGGUAGAAGGAUAAGGAUGCCUGCUUUAUGUGCUGCUAGAAUCUUUCAGUUGACCAGGGAAUUGGGUCACAAGUCUGAUGGGGAAACAAUACAGUGGCUGUUACAACAAGCUGAACCAUCAAUAAUUGCCGCCACUGGGAGCGGAACAAUUCCAGCAUCAGCUUUGGCUGCAGCUUGGGGCUCAGUUUCACAGCCAGGGGCCUCUCUAUCAGCAGGGUUGCACCAAAAGAUGGAAGAUUUAGGGGGGUCCAGUAUAGGAUCAGGGAGCAGUAGGACCAGUUGGACAAUGGUUGGUGGCAAUUUGGGAAGACCCCAUCAUGUGGCGACCGGGUUAUGGCCACCAGUCAGUGGUUUUGGGUUUCAGUCAUCAUCUGGUCCGUCUACAACAAAUUUUGGCAGUGAUAGUUCCAAUUAUCUGCAAAAGCUUGGGUUUCCAGGUUUUGACUUGCCAGCUAGUAACAUGGGUCAGAUAAGUUUCACCUCAAUCUUGGGCGGAGCUAAUCAGCAGCUCCCGGGUUUGGAACUUGGGUUAUCUCAAGAUGGUCAUAUUGGGGUCUUAAAUCCUCAUGCUUUGGACCAGAUUUAUCAGCAGAUGGAGCAAGCUCGGAUGCAACCCCAACAUCAGCAUCAGCGCCAGCAACAAACCCCUGCUAAGGAUGACUCCCAAGGAUCGGGCCAGUAAAGUUUUAAACUUUGAGAGCAAGAUGAAAAAGAGUAGGAUUCCUGAGACACAGGAUGGCUUUGUUUUUUCUUGUAAUGGUUCAGUAUUGUAUAAUGGGGAAAACCAAAAAAAAAAAAUAACAAGUGUGAGAGAAAUGGAUACUUUUCCUCUCAGAAAUCUAUGGGGACUAGAUUGAGUGGCUUCUUUCUUUCUGCACUGCUUCACCCAAGUUUCCAUUACAGAGGUGGAGCUUUGCGCAUCUCAGUAGCUUGGAUUUGGGCUCAACUUCUUGUUUGAUCCAGGGUGUGUUGAUUGUGAUGCAAGGCAAAUCUAAUUGUUUUCUUCUUCACUACGUGUGGAUAGAUUGGCAACGGUUUGUUUGUGAAAUUAAAAAUAGGAAUUCACAGUAAUACAUGUCCAGUUUCUUGUUAGAUGAAGUAAGAUUUCUUGUUUCUCUAAAAGAA
Messenger RNA from Gossypium arboreum, 1883 nucleotides. Its product is annotated as transcription factor TCP20-like. Gene Ontology annotation, molecular function: sequence-specific DNA binding; DNA-binding transcription factor activity. Gene Ontology annotation, cellular component: nucleus. Lineage: Eukaryota; Viridiplantae; Streptophyta; Magnoliopsida; Malvales; Malvaceae. The record is from RefSeq and is a predicted model, not a curated record. The coding region runs from base 538 to 1440 and encodes 300 amino acids. The transcript has 2 exons.